GCGUUUAAACCGCACGUCAGGAGCGUGUUUUACUUUAUUUGUCGUGGAUUUUGUGCAGCUUACAUGUCCGGGAUGCUGGUUUUAGCGAUUGGACUUUUGCACCUGGUCGGCGGGAGCGCGGCGCAGAGCCAGGAUGCUACAGGUAGUCGCUUUGUGUGUAACGCCAUUCCUCCGGGCGCAGAGCCCGGCUGCGGGUACGGGAGCACCGGGAACCGCGUCCAGAGCAGCACUCCCGUGGAGGACGAGCUGCGCAACACGAUCAUCCAGCUUCGGGAGACAAUCCUGCAGCAGAAGGAGACCAUCGUGAGCCAGCAGGGCACCAUCAAGGAGCUCAACUCCAAGCUGGCGCGCUGCGAGGCGGCAGCCGACGAGUCCACGCAGGGCAAGUCCCGGGGUCAGGGCUCCAGGAGGAAGGAGUACGGCAAAAACACCAUGGGGGACCUGCCCCGAGACCCCGGGGAGACUAUAGACCAACUGGGCAAGACCAUGCAGAGCCUGAAGGGUCGGCUGGAGAACUUGGAGCAGCAGAGUUUGCGCCUCCCCAGCACAAACCUGUCCGCCGCAGGCGUCUCGGCCCUGGCCCCCCUGCCGCCGGAGCUCAGGGAGCUCCUUCGGCAACGUCUGGGGGCGCUGGAGACGCAGCUCCUCCGGAAGGUGGCCGAGCUGGAGGAGGAGAAGAGCCAGCUCUACAAUGAAACCGCGGCCCACCGCCAACGCACCGAGAGCGCGCUCAAUUCCCUCCUGGAGAGGAUCACCGAGCUCGAGAAAAGUAACAACGCCUUCAAGUCACCUGAGGAUUUCAAGGUGUCGCUCCCUCUCCGCACGAACUACCUGUACGGUCGCAUCAAGAAGAGCCUCCCGGAGAUGUAUGCCUUCACCGUGUGCAUGUGGCUCAAAUCCAGCGCGAGUCCCGGCAUCGGGACUCCGUUUUCCUACGGCGUGCCCGGCCAGGCCAAUGAGAUCGUCCUCAUCGAAUGGGGGAACAACCCCAUCGAGCUGCUGGUUAAUGAUAAGGUGGCCCAGCUCCCUCUAUCCAUCAGCGACGGGCGCUGGCACCACAUCUGCAUCACCUGGACGACCAGGGACGGCUUCUGGGAGGCUUACCAGGACGGCGAGCGCCUGGGCACCGGGGACAACCUCGCCCCCUGGCACCCAAUUAAACCGGGAGGGGUGAUCAUCCUGGGCCAGGAGCAGGACAUCGUCGGAGGCCGCUUUGAUGCCACCCAGGCGUUUGUGGGAGAGCUGAGCCAGUUCAACAUUUGGGACAGAGUACUACGGCCUGUGGACAUCAUGGGUUUGGCCAAUUGCUCGGCCUACAUGCCAGGAAAUGUGGUUCCUUGGAUUGAUGCUAAUGUGGAAGUGUUUGGCGGUGCAAGUAAAGCCGCUCUGGAAAUCUGUGAAGAUCGAGCUUUUGAUUCCUAAAGGAUUCGACAUCAAGGGACCCGGUUUGGCUGCUGGGAACUAGAAGCUAAGUAUUUUUGACUGUUUUGUUGCUUCUGUAAAAUCCCAAAGGCAAAAGGGUAUCAGUGCAACAUUUCUACAUAUUCAUACGGUCUGACUGCAUCAUCUCAAACACUCAGAAGUGUUUCUUGAACUUCAGUUCACAUGUCCAAUCAAUCUGAACCCUGAAGACAAUACCAGAGACUUAACGUUGCUCUGCUCAUCUGAAGAUCUGCCGUUGCAUCAGUCUGCUGUAAUGAUAUGACCUGCUGUCACUUAGCGUUUUCUGUUCAGUAGAUCAGCUUUCAUUUGGCUCUUCUUUGAAAACAGCGUGAUUUGGUUGCAUUCCUUACGACAAUGCUCCACUGUAGUCAUAGUGAGUGUGAGCUCAAACGGGCUUUGAUGUGCUGUGGAAAUCUAUCCCGACUAGAGUGCUCCAUGUGAGCUUCCCCACUGUGCGAAGAGCACUGACACGCGCACGCACAUGUGUGUCGAGUUCAAAGUGGACAAAAACAAAUCUCGGUGUGUUUUUUCCUUUUUUUUUUUUUUUUUCUUUUUUUUAGGCAUCCCAACUUGGCAGGUUGUCUAAAUAUUAUGUAUGAGCUUAAGCAAUGAGUGAGAGUCAGUGCAGACAUUCAUGCUUUCUGUCAAUACACUGAGUGUGUGUGUGUGUGUGUGUGUGUGUGUGUGUGUGUGUGUGUGUGUGUGUGUGUGUGUUGUGCUGACAACAUUAUGUAAGGCUGUGUAUGUGGUCAUGUGUGUUUGGCUUGUCUUGUGUAAAAAGACCAGAGAUUAUAAGGGAGGGAGUACAUUUUCAUUCUUGUAAAUCUAUGCUUAAUACCUCGCUGCCCCUUGAGCAGCUGCCAUGUCCCAAACAGCUUUAUGGAUGGGCCGGGCUGCGCUCAGGUUAAUAGCAGAGUCGGACAGCUGCCCGGGACUGGCGGAUCGACAGAGCCGCGGAUGCCAGCUGAACGCCGAGCGAGGACAGGGACUGAGUUUGACCUUCAAGGACGAUCCUUAAUUCCUCAUCUGGGUAGUAAUUAUCCAUGUUCAUGAAUGAACGUGGUGGCGAGCACCACAGCUCUGCUGCGGUCUGAGUUAAGUGUGUCAUAGUUGAUAAAAUAUUGAGAUCGGGAAAGGGGGAGCCAAAUGAGAGCAGCACUCUGUGGACGUUAUGAAUGUCGCUAUGAGACGGAGCCUGGUCUUAAUUGCCUCACGUUGAGCAAGAAAAAAAGGUUUUGAUCAAUUUGUUUAUU
This is a messenger RNA of Salarias fasciatus (jewelled blenny), 2696 nucleotides long. It is a transcript of the gene nptx2a, whose product is annotated as neuronal pentraxin 2a. The transcript has 5 exons. The record is from RefSeq and is a predicted model, not a curated record. The coding region runs from base 64 to 1422 and encodes 452 amino acids. Lineage: Eukaryota; Metazoa; Chordata; Actinopteri; Blenniiformes; Blenniidae.